Molecule: messenger RNA, 2790 nt
Organism: Portunus trituberculatus (swimming crab)
Lineage: Eukaryota; Metazoa; Arthropoda; Malacostraca; Decapoda; Portunidae
Product: leucine-rich repeat neuronal protein 3-like
Exons: 8
Coding region: 258-2045 (595 amino acids)
Molecular function (GO): protein binding
Source: RefSeq, a predicted model, not a curated record
AGGUCGCGCCGCUGCUGAGGGCCCGCCACCAGCCACUCCCCCGCCUUCAAUAACCCAGGGGCGUGUGUUUCUCCCUUCCUCUCUCCCCCGUCACCGCCACACCACCAGAUUUUAUCCAGUUUUGCUGUUCGCCCCUUAUUCCAACGCUGCCUACGAACACCACGCGCCUCUGAACGGAACCACAAUUUGUGAGGACGACCCGAUGAACAGCGACCCGGACUAGACCAUUGAGGGCGCCGGCCAGACAGACCUGAAUCAUGGCCAGCCUCAGACGGCAGAAGAAACACAGCGAGGAAAUGGCAGAGGCAGGCCCCGAGAGGUGUGAGCCCCAACAGGCGCCGCACACACUCCACCGCCUGCGCCACCCCGCCACCACCAAGUACCACAGAGCCAAGCACAGACCUCCGCCCCCCUCCCACAGACACUCGCCUCCGCUACUCCUCCAUUCAGACGCCCCCCACCCCGUCAGCCUUGCCUGCACCACGCCACCUUCACUCAGUCUGCUGUGGCGGCAGCGUGUAUCCCUGCCACAGAUGUCUCUUUCACCGUUUGCCUUCUGCCUCCUCCUAGUGGGCUCUCUGGUGCCGCUCUCGGCCGCCAUCUGCCCCGGCAACUGUACUUGUGAUGUCGAUUCCUUCGUGGUGCGGUGCGAGCCCUCCAACAUCGAUGUGAUGCCCCUCACCUUCCACCCAAAGCUGCAGCAACUCACCAUGUACGGCACGGAGAUCCACACCCUCGACAUCAACUCCUUCACCUGGUAUGAGGACCUCAGGCACGUCAACCUCAGCAAAAACAUGAUAACCGAAGUGAUGCCGGAGACUUUCAAGAAGCAAAAGUUCCUGGAAGAGCUUCACUUAGCACAGAACAACAUCAGCAAACUAACGAAAAAAAUGUUUGUCGGACUCUCCAACCUCAUCGUUCUGUCCCUGCGCAAGAACGUCAUUGAGUCUCUGGGUGAGGAAGUAUUUGUGUAUCUGAAGCAUCUACAGGACCUGGACCUCUCAGAAAACAGAAUAGAGAAGCUGGAGGAGGGAGCACUGAUGGGACUGUCCAACCUGCGAGUGCUGCACCUACGGGACAAUAGGCUGACGGCUGUGCCGGCAUCAAACCUUGCCCUGGUGCCUGACCUGGCGGAGCUCAGCCUGGGCACCAACUACUUCACAACAAUUAAGCAGGAAGACUUCAAUUACACAAAGGGUCUGAAGAGUCUGGAUCUGUCAGGAACUGCUCUGAACGAAGGACUCAACAUUGAGUCCUUCAAGAAUCUCUCCAGCCUGCGGAAACUGAGCAUGGAGAGCUGCAGGCUGAGAGUGAUUCCCAGUGCUGCCCUGAGCAGCCUGAGCAGCCUGGAGGAGCUGCACAUUGGCCACAACCCCUUCACCACGCUGCCAUCAGAUGUUUUCCGCUACAACCACAACCUGCACUCCCUCUACAUCUCAGGGUGCCCCGAGCUGGUCCACAUUGAAAAGAACGUUCUGCAAGCCAACCUGAACAUCAAGCAAGUGAUAAUUACCCACAACCCUAGGCUGACAUACAUCGCCCAAGAUGCACUGCGGCUGCUGCCGGAGCUGAGCAUGCUGGACCUGCGCCACAACAACCUGCAGCAGAUCAGUGAGCACGCAGCAACCUGGCCAGACAUAAAGCAUUGGUACCUGGAGGGGAACCCCAUCGCGUGCAACUGUUCUGCUGCCUGGCUGCGCACGCUGCUCCUAGAUGCCAACUUUAGUGCCAGUCUGAAGUGUGCCUCUCCCCCUCGCCUGGCAGGCAGGGCGCUGCGCUCCACCGAGAUCAGCGACCUGGCCUGCGGCAUGGACUCAGCCACGCAGGGCCUGGUUAUUGGCCUGGUCAUCUGCUUCCUGGUGGUGAUGAUUGCCACGGUGGUGGUGGUGAUGCUGUACCGCCACCACGACUCCUGCGUGCACCGACUCCUCAAGGGACACCACAUAGGAGGACAUGGGAGUCAGUACAACCACUCAUUCUCCCACAGCUAUCACCCGGCCUACACCGUGACGCCCACCAAGCCCGUGCCUGUGACUGAACUCUAGCAGUCAGCCCGAUACUGAGCCUAAGACUUGAAUCACUCCGUGAUCACCUUGACAGUUGUGAAGUGAGGGUAUUGAAACAUGGAUAGAUUGCAGAAACUGUGGAUUGGAAAGUGCUUACCGAGAUAGAGAAUAUUACUUUUAGCCUCCGUGCAAAAACGUGGCUAUAACGUAGAAAUGAACAUAAGUGCAUUUAGCAUGCAUUAUAAUAUUUCUUAAUGGAAGUUGUGUUAAUUGUUCUUCUUUGCAGUGCCUGUCUUCCAUAUCUUUGGAGACUCAUGCCUUUAUAUCCUUUUUGACUUUCCAGUUGCCUCUGUACAGUUAUCCAGAUUUAUACCCAAGCCGGUGGUCAAGUCUCAGUGUUGAGAAGCGCACUAAGAAAAGGCAAAGUUAAAUUCUUAGUGAGAUGCAUCAUAUAAAUCCCAUUGUGAUACUGUUUACAUGGAAGAAGGAAACCAGAACAAUGUGACUUCCUUAACAUUAAUCUAGUCUUUGUUAUUUCUCUCAUGAAAGGUGUAUAUUGCCUUAUCAAAGACUGAACAUUUUCUUGUAUUCCCUAAGUCCCUGUGAUAGACCUAUCAUACAUGCUCUUUCUAAGAAUGUUUCAAGUAUUGUAGGAUUUUUAAUGUUUUAUGUGAGUAUACAGUAAAAUUAUAGACUGUGAUCAUAUUUCCCACUUGUAGUAUGAAGUUUUUUGGGAGCGGACUACAUUUAUUACCGAAUUAGCAAUAAUGAGUAUCUUAAUUUA